Molecule: messenger RNA, 2122 nt
Organism: Closterium sp. NIES-67
Lineage: Eukaryota; Viridiplantae; Streptophyta; Zygnematophyceae; Desmidiales; Closteriaceae
Source: the annotation of a GenBank genome assembly
UCUCGCCCCGGCAGCUGCGCGCAUCUUGUAACUUGGCCUCUCACCCAUCGCCUCCGCGUCGCGGCCCUCAGCCCAGAACAGCACCUCUCGCCGUACUUGUUAUCCCCCACCCCCCUCCAUGAAGCCGUACCCAGGCCUUUUGAGCUAUCAAACCCCUUUCUGCACCACCCAUCCCUCCACAGCAGCAAGACUCUCUUGUCACUCCAGCGACGCGCCUCUACUUGCAAGCGUCUGCUCGCGCUGUGAUAGACCGCUACGACCACCGCGGCAGGCGCACCUCAUUCUGAAUUCUUGCCCCGCGUCGCGACGACUAUGACUGGUUUAGACGACUCCCCGUUCCACACGCCGCAAGCCCGCAGCCCAUCCACUCAUGAUGACGAUACUUGGCCCUGGAGCAGCGUCACGGAUUCGAAACUAAGCGACAAGUCGUCGUGCGACGCCACGGCGACCAGCGAGCCUCGCGUGCUGCCGUGCGACACUCCUGCGCUGGGCGCACUGUUCGCCGUGGCGCGCGAGGAGCUGGGGCGAGGCGAGUUCGGCGUGGUGCGCGCGUGCAUGCACCGCGCCACGGGCCGGCUGCUGGCGUGCAAGAGCAUCGACAAGGCGGCGCUCUUGGCGAGCGGGCGCAUGGAGGACGUGGCGAUGGAGGUGCUGUGCAUGCGCGGGCUGCCGCCGCACCGCAACAUGGUGCGGCUGGCCAGCGUGCACGAGGACGCGCGCCACGUGCACCUCGUCAUGGACCUGUGCCAGGGGGGCGACCUCUUCGACCUCGUCGCCAAGGCGGGCCGCCUGGCCGAGGACUUCGCGGCGCACAUCUUCAGGCAAGCGGCGUCAGCGGUGGCGUUCUGCCACGCGCACAACGUGCUGCAUCUCGACGUCAAGCCUGAGAACCUUCUCCUGCACACGCGCCUCCCCCCUCACUACCUCGCGGCUGCCGCGCCCUCCACGGCGCCCGGCGCCUCCGAUGCAGCGUGCGUGUCGCGGCGGGCGCUGCGCGAGGCGGUGUGCGUGAAGCUGGCGGACUUCGGGCAGGCCGUGCGCGUGCUGCCGGGGCAGAUGGCGUGCGGCGUGGCGGGGUCGUCCUUCUACAUGGCGCCCGAGGUCGUGUGCGGCCGGCCCUACGACGCAGCCGCGGACGUGUGGAGCCUGGGCGUGCUGCUCUACGUCAUGCUGGCUGGCUACGUGCCCUUCUGGGGCGCGGACCUGCCCACCACCUUCCGCGCCAUCUGCUGCCACCGCCCCGACUUCUCCACCCACCCCUGGCCCUCCGUGUCGCCCCUGUGCAUCCGCCUCAUCCGCUCCAUGCUCGCCCCCAACCCCCGCCGCCGCCCCUCCCUGCAGCAAGUGCUCGCCCACCCCUGGCUGCACGUCGCUCUGGGGGAAACAGAGCGCCUGCACGACCGUGCACCUGCCGCGAGCGGUGCUGAUGAUGGCGAUGACACUCUACCAUCCCUGCUGACGUCACAUACUGAUGACAUCUCCGAGCACACAGUGACUGCAAGCCAUGGCACAGGUGCUGACGUGGACAGGCGCAAGACGACUGCGUGGGGCGAGAUGGAGGAGGUCGACUGCGAUGGGAGUGUGGGUGAGGGGCGGCGCAUGAGGAGGAGAGGGGAGGAGGGCGGUGGGAGGAGGAAGAGGGGUUGCAGGGAGCGUGGCAGGUCACGGGAGGCAGAAAAUAGCGCAUCCAUGGGCACCACGCAGUCCAAGCACUGCCCCUGCCACGCCAUGUGAGCACGGCGUCAGCUUGAAGGCAAGCAACCACCAGAUGGGUGACAUAAGUGGCCCCUAGCGCCAGCAUCAGGAAUGCCUCACGGCAGCAUGGCAACAAGCAGCGUGCAGCAGCACAGCAAGAGCGCUGCUCCUUUUUGGCCUCCCAUGGACCAUGCGGUCUCGGAGUGUCUCCUACCGUCCCUUGUACAGCUCUCUUCACACAUGCCAUGUCGCAUCACAUCCCCUAUUUUCCCCUUAGCCCUGCAAGCAGCUUUUUUAGCAGCCACAGCUGCAGCGUUUCAACUUGAAACCUGCCCGCUCGUGCCUGCAGUCGCUAGCUGUCUUGUGCCUCUUUGCUGUAUUCCAGCCAUUGUGCUAAUGGCUGCUGCAAUAUAGAAUAAUUACACUU